Messenger RNA from Talaromyces rugulosus, 2619 nucleotides. RefSeq lists its product as uncharacterized. NCBI's taxonomy places the organism in Eukaryota, Fungi, Ascomycota, Eurotiomycetes, Eurotiales, Trichocomaceae. Bases 1 to 2619 code for a protein of 872 amino acids. The record is from RefSeq and is a predicted model, not a curated record. Gene Ontology annotation, molecular function: zinc ion binding; metalloendopeptidase activity; ATP-dependent peptidase activity. The transcript has 2 exons. Gene Ontology annotation, cellular component: m-AAA complex; membrane. Gene Ontology annotation, biological process: protein-containing complex assembly; mitochondrial protein processing.
AUGGCCACCACCCUUCUACGACGGACGGCCGGUAUCGCUCGCGCCACCAGAAAUGCAACUGAUCUCUUUGGGGUAUCGCGAUCAAUCUAUCCCAAUCAUACAAGGCCGCAGCUCUGGUCGCUGAUCAAAACCCGCCAAACGCGGUCAUAUGCCUCGGUGAAUCCCGGGGAUCCGAAACGUACGGACAACAAGAACAAGAACAACAAGGAGAAGAACGAUGCUGAAUCGAAGCCGUCCGAAAAUAAUAAAGAGAAUAACAACGACCAUGGUCAGAAACCCAAGUUCCCCCCGGGUAGUUUGUUGGAUCGGUUCUCGAAUUACAUCGAUGGCUUGCAAGAGGCCAAGACACUCACCAAAAGCGAAGAGGGACUUUUGAUUAGUCUCCGAGAUCAUUGGAGCCAGCGGGGCGAAGUGCCAAAGGAAAUCGAGGAUUUCAUUAAGAAACACUUGGACGAAAGGCAGCCGGUCUCACUCGCCCAAUGGAGUGAGUUCAUGAAGGUGCUUAACAAAUACGAGUCUGGGAAGGGCUUUGAUGAAAUGAGAAAGAGUUUCUUUCAAGGCUCUCAAAAACCCCAAGACGGCAAGCAAAAAAAAACCGAUGGCAAAGAUCAGAAUCCAAACGGCGGCCCGAAGAUUCACGAGUUCAAAUUCGACCCCAGCAAUUUCAUUGUCGCCUCUAUAAUCUCGUAUUUCACCUACACGAUGCUUUUCCCCGGAGAAGCCAGCAGAGAUAUCACUUGGCAAGAAUUUAGAGCAAACUUCUUCGACAAAGGCUUGGUUGAAAAGCUGACGGUGCUUAACCGUAAUCGCGUCCGAGUCGAUCUCAUUCGGGAUGCCGUCGCAGGCGAAUACCCGGAUUCUCCUGCCUCGCAACGAAACUUCCACUACUACUUCACAAUCGGCUCUGUUGAUUCCUUUGAGCGUAAACUCGAAGAAGCUCACAUGGAACUCGGAAUUCCCAGCUCGCAACGGAUCCCUGUGGCGUAUGUCGACGAGGUCCCUUGGUUUGCAACGGCUUUGUCUUUUGGGCCUACCCUACUCCUGAUUGGAUCAGUUUUCUAUUUCUCUAGAAGAGCUGGGGGUGGAGGUGGCGGCCAGAGUGGCCUUUUUGGUAUUGGCAAGAGUCGUGCCAGGCGGUUCAACCAGGAGACCGAUGUCAAGAUUCGAUUUGCAGACGUCGCCGGUAUGGACGAGGCCAAGCUUGAGAUCAUGGAGUUUGUCAGCUUUUUGAAAGAACCCGAGAGGUUUGAGAAGCUCGGAGCCAAGAUUCCUCGAGGCGCUAUCCUCUCCGGACCUCCUGGUACGGGUAAGACUCUGCUAGCCAAGGCCACCGCUGGUGAGUCCGGUGUGCCAUUCUUCAGCGUCAGUGGUUCCGAGUUCGUUGAAAUGUUCGUUGGUGUUGGUCCAUCCCGUGUUCGUGACCUUUUCGCCAACGCUCGCAAAAACACGCCAUGCAUUAUUUUCAUCGACGAAAUUGAUGCCAUUGGUAAAUCGAGAUCCAAGUCGCAAUUUGGCGGAGGCAACGAUGAGCGUGAAAGCACCCUUAAUCAGAUCCUGACGGAAAUGGAUGGUUUCAACACGUCGGAACAGGUUGUUGUUUUGGCUGGUACUAACCGACCCGACGUUCUUGACAAGGCUCUGAUGCGUCCUGGCCGAUUCGACCGACACAUUGGCAUUGAUCGACCAACAAUGAAAGGAAGAAGGCAAAUUUUUGCUGUGCACCUGAAAAAGAUUGUUACCAAGGUGGAUCUGGAAUACCUUUGUGGACGCCUUGCUGCCCUCACCCCUGGGUUCUCCGGAGCAGACAUUGCAAACUGUGUCAAUGAAGCCGCAUUAGUUGCUGCUCGUGGAAUGGCUGAUAGCGUGACCAUGAAGCACUUUGAACAGGCAAUUGAAAGAGUUAUCGUCGGCCUGGAAAAGAAGUCCUUGGUGUUAUCUCCAGAGGAAAAGCGGGUGGUCGCCUACCAUGAGGCAGGCCAUGCCAUUUGUGGCUGGUAUUUGCAAUGGGCAGAUCCUCUCCUCAAAGUCUCCAUCAUUCCCCGGGGACAGGGAGCGUUGGGUUAUGCACAGUACCUCCCAUCCGGCGAGAACUAUUUGCUGAAUGUCAACCAACUCAUGGAUCGUAUGGCCAUGACUCUGGGUGGACGGAUCAGUGAAGAGCUUCAUUUUGAGACAGUCACGAGUGGCGCUUCUGACGAUUUCAACAAAGUCACUCGCAUGGCUACUAUGAUGGUUACCAAAUACGGUAUGUCGAAGAAAAUCGGACCACUCCAUUACGAGGAAGACCAGCAGCAACUUCACAAGCCCUUUUCCGAGGAGACCGCACGCAAUAUCGAUACAGAAGUUCGCCGGAUUGUUGAUCAAGCCUACGACUUGUGUAUGAAGUUGUUGACCGAGAAGAAAAAGGAAGUGGGACUGGUUGCGGAAGAGCUCUUGUCCAAGGAGAUGCUUGUGCGAGACGACAUGAUCCGCCUUCUGGGUCCUCGGCCAUUCCCUGAUAACAAAGAGUUUGCCAAAUACUUUGGCAGCGACGGCACUUUGGCUCCGCCAGAGCCCCCUCUAUCGGAUGAGGGCACUGUUGGAAAGGACGGCCGGGACGAGACUCCUCAUCCUAUCUAG